CGAUCACCUUCCCAGAAUCCCAGCGCAGCAUCAUUUCUCUCGGCAAUAAUCCUUAAAAAAUUCCCUACUACUUUGGUUGCUUCACUGCAAAACAUAAUCGAGCGACGACUCGAAUGAGAAUUUGAGGCAACUUUCUUUUUCUCCCUCUUUCUCUCUCAUCAAUUUCUACAUUCAUAUUGUUUAUUGUUGGUUAAUUCUCGUUUAUUCCCAUCAUUUCUCUGCUUUAAUCGAUUAGUUUUCCGUCUCUGAUUGGAAUUUGACAAAAUGAAGCGCUAUGUUUACAUCAAUGAUGAUGAAUCCGUGCAUGACCUUUAUUCUGACAAUCGUAUAUCAAACCGGAAAUAUACUUUGCUCAAUUUCAUUCCAAAGAAUUUAUGGGAACAGUUCAGCCGAUUUAUGAACCAGUACUUUCUGUUGAUUGCUUGUCUUCAGUUAUGGCCACUCAUCACCCCUGUUAAUCCUGCCAGUACCUGGGGUCCGCUUAUAUUCAUAUUUGCAAUAUCAGCAACAAAAGAAGCAUGGGAUGAUUACAAUCGUUUUCUUUCUGACAAGAAUGCAAAUGAGAAAGAAGUGUGGGUUGUUAGGAAUGGCAUUAGAAAACAUAUUCAAGCUCAAGAUAUUCAUGUGGGCAAUCUCGUGUGGCUUCGUGAAAAUGAUGAAGUUCCAUGUGAUCUUGUUCUGCUUGGAUCUUCUGACCCACAAGGGACAUGUUACGUGGAGACUGCUGCAAUGGAUGGUGAAACGGAUCUGAAGACGAGAGUCAUUCCCUCAGCAUGCAUGGGCAUAGACUUUGAACUACUACAAAAAAUAAAGGGGGUAAUCGAGUGCCCUAAUCCGGAUAAGGAUAUCAUGAGAUUUGAUGCAAAUCUCAGAUUAUUUCCUCCGUUCAUUGACAAUGAUAUAUGUCCUUUAACAAUUGAUAACACAAUUCUUCAGUCAUGCUAUCUGAGAAAUACAGAAUGGGCUUGUGGAGUGGCAGUCUAUACUGGUAACGAAACCAAGCUUGGAAUGAGCCGAGGGAUCCCUGAGCCCAAGUUAACUGCUGUUGAUGCCAUGAUUGACAAGUUGACUGGGGCAAUAUUUAUUUUCCAGAUAGUGGUUGUGACUGUUCUUGGUGUAGCUGGAAAUGUCUGGAAGGAUACUGAAGCCAGAAAGCAAUGGUAUGUUUUAUAUCCUAAGGAAGGCCCAUGGUAUGAAUUGUUGAUUAUACCUUUACGGUUUGAGCUGCUAUGUUCCAUCAUGAUUCCCAUUUCAAUAAAGGUAACACUUGAUCUUGUAAAGAGUUUAUAUGCAAAGUUUAUUGACUGGGAUCUUGAAAUGCUUGACCAAGAAACAGGUGUUCCUUCUCAUGCAGCAAAUACAGCAAUUAGUGAAGACUUGGGACAAGUUGAAUAUAUCUUGACUGAUAAAACUGGCACAUUAACCGAGAACAAAAUGGUCUUCAAGAAGUGUUGUGUUGGUAGAACUUUCUACGGGAGUGAGAGUGGGGAUGCCUUGAAAGAUACUGCACUUCUCGACGCUGUUGCCAGUGGUUCUUCUGAUAUUAUCAGAUUUCUUACUGUUAUGGCUAUAUGUAAUACAGCUAUACCGACAAAGAGUAAGAAGGGAGAUAUUGUAUACAAGUCACAAUCUCAGGACGAAGAAGCCUUAGUUCAAGCUGCUGCUCGCCUGCGUAUGGUUCUAGUCAAUAAGUCUGCAAAUACUCUUGAGAUCAAUUGCAAUGGUUCUUUGAUACAAUAUGAACUGUUGCAUGUACUGGAGUUCACUUCUGAUCGGAAGAGAAUGUCAGUAGUCGUGAGAGAUUACCAAAACGGAAAGAUUAUCCUAUUGUCAAAAGGCGCUGAUGAAGCAAUUUUCCCUUGUGCAAAUACUGGUCAAUAUAUAAGGACAUUUACUGAGGCUGUUGAACAUUAUGCUCAACUGGGAUUACGAACAUUAUGUUUGGCGUGGCGCGAGCUUAAGGAGGAUGAAUAUCGUGAAUGGUCUUUGAUGUUUAAGGAGGCUAGUAGCACUUUGGUUGAUAGGGAGUGGCGGAUAGCUGAAGUUUGCCAAUUAAUAGAACGUGACCUUGAAAUCCUUGGAGUGACUGCGAUAGAAGACCGUUUACAAAAUGGGGUGCCAGAAACCAUUGAGACUCUUAGAAAAGCUGGAAUAAACUUUUGGAUGUUAACCGGAGACAAGCAGGGAACUGCUAUUCAAAUUGCUCUUUCGUGCAAUUUCAUAUCCCCAGAACCAAAAGGUCAGCUCCUGUUGAUUGAUGGAAAAACUGUAGAUGAAAUUCGCAGAAUCUUGGAAAGGGUCUUGCUUACUAUGAGAAUUACAACUGCAGAGCCUAAGGAUGUGGCCUUUGUGAUUGAUGGUUGGGCACUUGAAAUUGCACUUAAGCAUUGCAAAAAGGAAUUCACUGAGUUAGCCAUACUGUCAAGGACAGCCAUAUGUUGCCGUGUGACUCCAUCACAGAAGGCACAGCUAGUACAGCUCUUAAAGUCAUGUGAUUAUAGAACAUUGGCUAUUGGUGAUGGUGGCAAUGAUGUGAGGAUGAUACAGCAGGCUGAUAUUGGUGUUGGAAUCAGUGGGAGGGAAGGAUUACAGGCAGCAAGGGCAGCCGAUUAUAGUAUUGGGAAAUUCCGAUUCUUGACGAGAUUAAUUCUUGUGCAUGGACGUUAUUCAUACAACCGCACAGCAUUUCUCUCCCAAUACUCCUUUUACAAGUCCUUAAUUAUCUGCUUCAUACAAAUUUUUUUCUCUUUUGUUUCAGGCAUCUCUGGAACUAGCCUUUUCAAUUCUGUCAGUUUAAUGGCUUAUAAUGUCUUCUACACAAGUGUCCCUGUUCUUGUUAGUGUUCUUAACAAAGAUCUAAGUGAAACGACAGUUAUGCAGCAUCCUCAGAUCUUAUAUUACUGUCAAGCUGGAAGGGUUCUGAACCCAAGCACCUUUGCGGGGUGGUUCGGACGGUCUCUUUUCCAUGCUAUUGUUGUAUUUAUUAUCAGUAUAAACGCAUGUGCUGGCGAAAAAAGUGAAACGGAGCAGGUAGCUAUGGUUGCACUGUCUGGAUGCAUAUGGCUGCAAGCUUUUGUUGUAGCACUGGAAACGAAUUCUUUCACGAUAGUACAACACCUUGCAAUAUGGGGGAAUUUGCUUGCCUUCUACGUCAUCAAUCUUAUUGUCAGUGCAAUUCCGUCAUCAGGAAUGCACACAAUCAUGUUUCGGUUGUGUAAGCAACCGUCAUACUGGAUUACUAUGUUUCUUAUUGUCGUGGCAGGCAUGGGUCCAAUAGUAGCUAUAAAAUAUUUCCGCUUCACAUAUACACCAAGUAAAAUCAACCUACUGCAGCAGGCUGAGCGCUUGGGUGGUCCCAUCCUAUCUCUAGGUAACAUUGAACCUCAGCUUAGGUCAAAUGAAAAAGAAAUUACACCCUUGUGUAUAGCUCACACGAAGAGUAGGACACCGGUGUAUGAGCCUCUGUUGUCUGACUCACCAAAUUCCACUAGAAGGUCGAUUGGGCAAGGGUCACCAUUUGAGUUUUUCCAGACACAAGGCAGGUUGUCUUCUAACUACUCGAGAAAUUGUAAGAGCAAUUGAUUCAGCAAAUGAUGAGAGUGUAUAGCUUUAUCAGGCGUAGGGGUUAUUUCAUUUGUAAUAUCAUCUUGUAGGCUAAAUAUAGAAUGUACGUGCGUAUUAAUUUGUACAGAUAAAAAAACACCAGAUAGGAUGAUUUCAGGCAUUCUGAUUUCUAAUUUGAUAACCAUUUACUUUACAUGAGUUUAAAGCAACAAUUUUGAGUAUGACCGACCUUGUAAUAAACAUUCUAUUUUUUUCAGAAUAAUAGUGACAUUCAGAUGUUUAUCUGUACUACAGUA
Molecule: messenger RNA, 3860 nt
Organism: Spinacia oleracea (spinach)
Lineage: Eukaryota; Viridiplantae; Streptophyta; Magnoliopsida; Caryophyllales; Amaranthaceae
Product: phospholipid-transporting ATPase 2
Exons: 25
Coding region: 265-3582 (1105 amino acids)
Biological process (GO): phospholipid translocation
Cellular component (GO): plasma membrane
Molecular function (GO): ATPase-coupled intramembrane lipid carrier activity; ATP hydrolysis activity; magnesium ion binding
Source: RefSeq, a predicted model, not a curated record